This is a messenger RNA of Volvox carteri f. nagariensis, 375 nucleotides long. RefSeq lists its product as uncharacterized. Bases 1 to 375 code for a protein of 124 amino acids. Lineage: Eukaryota; Viridiplantae; Chlorophyta; Chlorophyceae; Chlamydomonadales; Volvocaceae. The transcript has 4 exons. The record is from RefSeq and is a predicted model, not a curated record.
AUGGCAGAAGCUAAGCUUGCGUCUCUUUUUGAGCCUGGCAAACCUAUGCCGCGGGCAGCUGUGGUCGGCGCCAUGCGACAGGAGGUAUCGGAAUUGAAAGCGAAGCUAGCGGCUAUGAUGAGCGGAUCUAGUGCCGAUGCCGUGCUGGGUGCACGGUCGGAAACUGAUGACGAGCUGGCAGAUCGCGCACGACAGGCAUUCCUCGAGGUGGAAAGACUGCUUGGUCAUAAGAGCGGAGGAACACACGCGAUGGACGACGCUGGUGCUAUUGCAGUUCUCGAGGCGGAGAACGAGCGGCUAAGGUUGGAGGCAACUGCACUUCUCCUUAGGCAGCAGCAGCUGGAAGAGCUUGUCGAGAAACACAACCUUUGUUGA